This is a messenger RNA of Fusarium oxysporum Fo47, 558 nucleotides long. RefSeq lists its product as uncharacterized. Bases 1 to 558 code for a protein of 185 amino acids. The transcript is spliced from 2 exons. Lineage: Eukaryota; Fungi; Ascomycota; Sordariomycetes; Hypocreales; Nectriaceae. The record is from RefSeq and is a predicted model, not a curated record.
AUGAGCGACAAUGAGGUUGCCGAUAAGAACAUAGCCCACAACGAGGUUAUCAACGACAAAUCGAUAGACGACAAGAUGGCCGACGAAAAAAUUAACGAUAACAAAACGACAGAAGAAAUUACGGCAGAGGAAAAGAUAGAAGAGACAUCGAAAGACGAUGAGAUGACUGACGCCCAACACAGUGAUGGCGAGUCGGCCGAGGACGAGAUGGAAAGACUCUGGGCGAUGUGCGGUCCUCUACAUGGCAUCGAAACGGAUUAUCUUGGUAUCGUAACACAGGCAAAGAGAUACACAGACAAAUUGGAAGGGAGAGUAAUUGAAAACGCCAAGGUCCUGGAAAAGUUGUUGGAAGAAACGCCCGAGCCCUUCAUCAACGGGAAAGACAAACGACCUAUUACUGAUAAGGAUCUUGAUUACUUCAUUGCCGAUCUUGAUUAUUUUGCUGAGGUCGAAGACGAUGGGAACGAGGAAAGUGAAACUCUGGACGAGGAGGAUGAGCAUGAUAGCGACUAUGAACUACCUUGGCUGGAUGAUUUCUCGCAUUCACCGGAGCGAUAG